UGCCUUGGUACAGCCAGCCAGGGGCAGAGAGGGCUGUACAGGCUGAGUACAUAGGGGCAUUGGCUGGGGUGUUUGCAUUAAGGUGUACAGCUCAGCAGAGCGAGAUUGCUGUCUAGCUCGAGCUGUGACAGCUGCUUCCUCCUAAGCACUCAGCCAUUGGCACAACCAACUGCAGUUUUCUUUGCAUUUCCUGCACGAUUCAAAAGGCAGUCUGCAAAAAUGAGUCACCCUCACCCUGGACCACUUGCAACUUACAACAGCCUCACAGACAAACACUUGACUGGAUACUUCAGCAAUAUGAGGAUAAGACGGCAUCUCCACCGAUCAGGGCUGAUCUCAAGAAGUGGAAGAAUAAUAUCAGAGAAAGAAUAUCGUCUCAAUGUGAUGAGGAAGGAUCACCAAAAAUAUGUUCGGGAGUGCUUAGCUCAGGCCAUAUUUCACAGGGUCCUUGACAUGGAGCGUCAUCACCAGCUAGAAAUAAAAAGAAAACUGGAAAAUGUUGUGAGGAAGGAGAGGGUGCAGAGAAUCAAGGUGGAACGUUCAAGAAGAUCAGGGGAAGAUGCUAAUCUUCUGCUCUCUCCACACCCACCCACUGCUCCAAGAAAUCAUUAUCGACACCCUCCUUUAGUUGAUGGAGAACAAUCUGGUCAUUCACAAUUGUCUUUCUCUCCUCGACCGAACACUGCACCAGAAAACAUGCAACGCCCAAUUCGGCUGCAACCACUUCACAGCUAUGCCACAGCAGGAUCUGUACCAAAGACUCUGAGUUCCAGGCAGAAGGUGUCAAUGCUUGAACACAAUCAUCAUUUUACCAAUGGGGGAAAUAAAGGUAUGAUAGGAUUGACAAAUUCGUCGGAUUACUCAAAUGGAAUAUCCCCAUAUCAGCUUCCCAUCAUGAACAAUUAUGUGAUACCAGUGCCACCCCCACCCCAAAAAGGAGAUAAGAAUGGAAAGUCUGUGAGACAGGGGGCAGCCAGAGGGAGACUAUUUCGUCCCACCACUGCACCAAAUGGCUUAGAGCAACUUUUAACAAAGGAUUCAGGAAAAUUCCACAAGCCCUCAUUACGGAGCAAUGCAUCUGUUACCAUGAUUUAUUUAGGAAAAAAUGUGCACUUAUCUCAUGAUGAUACCGAUUACAGAGAUGAAAUCAAAGUCUAUCAGCAGCAUUGUGGAGGAGAAAACCUUUGUAUUUACAAAGGCAAGCUCCUGGAAAGAGAGACCUUUCAGUUCACCUCAAAGCGGCAUCGUGGCUUCCCCUUCAGUCUCACCUUUUUUCUCAAUGGGAUACAAGUGGACAGACUGAGCUCCUGCUGUGAAUACAAGCAUCGGAAAGGUGCGAGACUGGGAGGCAAACAAGGAUACUUUGGAUUCGUCAAUGUGGACAGAGCGUCCCCCUGUUAUCGCUGUAUUAUUGAAAUGGGUCUGGACAAAAAGCCCUCUCCUCCCAAGAAAGAAAUGAAAGAAGACACUAAAGAAAGGCUUGAGCAAUCAAUGAAAGUCAUAGAGCCCAAUGAAUCCAGCGAAAGCAGUAUUGAACAGAAGGCAAACAAAGAAUCAACACUGGUUAUUUCAUCUGCCCAAGAAAAGGAGUCUUCAGAGGAUAAGAUGGAAAUUGAAGAGGAGGAAAGAAAAGAAGAAACAAGAAGGGGAAUAAAUGAUGAGAAUGACCAGGAAAACUCCAGCAAUUAUGUUUGUCACUUUAACAUUUUAAAAACAUUGGUGGAAAGAAACAGAGGUGAACAAUUAAAUUUGAAAGAGUAUGAUGAAGAUUUUGAAGCAGAUGAAGAGAAAUCAGAUGAAGAAGUUAAUGAAAAAGGACAGGAUGAUGAUCAAAUGAAUGGAAUGUCAAAGUCACCCUCAGAUGAUGAAAAAGAUAAUUUAGUCCAUGAAAAGGAGAGUAAAAGCUCAUCAGAGAAGGCCUCUGACAGUGAGAAAGAUGAAAGUGAUGGAUACUCCGACAGUGACUCAAAGGAGGGUAAACAAGGUGAAGUAGAUGAAGCAGCUAUUUGUGAAAAAGUUGCAGCUGUGAGAAAGAUCCAGUGUUUUUAUAGAAACUAUAAAAGCCAACAGAAAUGUAUCCCAGAUAGGAAGUCUGCAUCUCCUUUCUCAUCCAGCAGUACCCUAUAUAGCAGUGAAGAUGAGUCUGAAGCUGAAAAGACAAAAGACAAUAUUACAGGCAAUGAAAAGGAAGAUAUUGAAAAGACUUCUGAUGAUCAAACAUAUGCACAAUGUGAAAAUGAAAACAAGGACAGCAAACCACCACAAAUGGAGGAAAACCUGGAAAUGGAGGCAGAUGAAAUGGAAAUGGAUGAAACCAGAAAGAUGGAAGCGGAGGAUGCAUCAUUUAGAGAAGAAAGUAAGACUCUUCCUGAAAGUAUCAUGGAAACAUUGCCCCAAGACACAGAUGAAAUCAAUGGGGAACUCAAACAUGGGUCAAUAGAAAAUAACACAAGGGAAGAUGGGGAGGAGGCUGGAAAUAACAUGAGGGAAGAUGGGGAGCAGGAUGUUCUAGUGCAUUUGGAAAGCAGCACUGUGGAAGCAGUGGAUAGAAACAAGGAGCCUCUUGAGGUUGAUGAAGGAGGUGAUUGCAAGUCUGUCCAAGAGAAAAUAGCAGAAGCAAUUGAAAAUGAUUAUCGCUUGAAUUCUGAACCUGAAACCAGUGAUUCCAGUACAGAUGAGGAAGAAGAGACCUUAACAAGUGAAGCUCAUGACAUAAAUGAAGUGCCAGAUGGAGCUUUCUUGGCAGAAGGAACAAGAACAGUUGAAAUACAGAAAGCGACAGAACAAAUGGUACAAGAUGGGUGGAUGAUGGGGGAGAAAAAAGAACUUGAGGAGGAAGAGUUUAUUGCUGAGGAAAGAACUGCUGGCACCAAUGAAGAAGGAGAUGAACGAGCUCUAGAGGAAGAUACAUUGUCUAAGAAAGAAACAGCAUGUUUGAUGGAAGGGGCAGUAGAGAGCAGGCCUGCUGCAAAAGAGACAGUAUCUGAAGAGGAAGGAAUAAUGAAAGGAGACUCAGAAGAGAUUGGGAGAGGAAAGAAACAGGUAUCUGAUGGAGAGGAGGCAUCCAAAGGAAAUGUAGUUGAGAAAGAAGAUGUAAAUGAGAGAGAGCAGGAAGUGGAAGAUGCAGUGUCUGAGGGAGAGGAAAUGGUGGGGGAAAUUACCUCGAAAGUAGAGGAGGUGGUAAAAAUGGGUGAAGCAAUGUCUGAGGGAGAUGCUGCUGCUGAGCAGGCAUCUGAGGAGGAGUCUAUAGAGGAAAUAGCGUUUGAAGCAGUGGAGUCUGUGGGGAUGACAGACUUUGCGGGGAAAGAAGCUGUGAGGGAGGCAGCACCUGAUGCAGAGGAGGCUGUGGAGGAGCGAGAUUCCUUAGGAAAGGAGCCAGCUUCUGAGGGAGACAUGGCUGUGGAAACUGUGUGUGUAGGAGAGGAGGUUGAAUCUGAAAAGAAGAUUGUGGAAGAGGCAACUCUGGAAAAGGCAGAGUCUGCAGUAAGAGAGGUUGCAGGGCAGGUGGAAGCUGGAGGAGGACAUUUUGAGGCGAGGACAGCUUCAGAUGGGGAGGAGGCACUGAAGAAGGCAGCGUCUGCCACUACCAGCCAUGUUGAACCUGAGGGACAAAAGGUUGUGGGCAAGGCAGCAUUUGCAGUAGAGACGGUUGAAAGGCAGGGGGGAUCUGAAGAAGAGAAAGUAGCAGAAAAGGCAGACUUUGAAGGCGAGAAGAUGGAGUCUCUAGCAAAGGGAACUGCAGAGCAGGUGGGAGAGACUGAAAGAGAGGCCAUGGAGAAGGCAGCCUUUGAGGGAGAGGACUCUGUGGAGAAGGCAGGAGAAGUAAAGGAGACUCCGAUACUUCCUUCAGGGCAGGUAGUAUCUGAAGGAGAAACUGUGGAGGAGGUGGCUUUUGAGGGGGGGGAGGUUGUGGCAAGGGCAGAGGCUGCAGUAAAGGUGGUUGCAAGGCAGGUCGACACUAAAGGAGAGGUUGUAAAGGAAGUGGCUUCUAUAGGAGAGGGGGUUGUGGGAAAGGUAGAAUUUGUAGCAGAUGAAUUAGUAGAAGCAGUGCAGGUUCCCAGAGUGGAAGGAGGAUCAGACUUAGUGUUGGAGGCAAAGGAGGCCACCCUACUGGGAGGUGAAGCUAUGAGAGAGGAGUCAGUGGGAGCAGGAGAAGUUCUCCUGUUGGAAAAAGCAGCCAAACCAGAGGAACCAGUAGGAUUAGAAAAGUUUCCCAUGAGUGAAACAGUGUCUGAAGUGGAUAGGACAGCAAAAGGAGGGGAGGAAUCAGGUCAAGAAAAGGAAGCAACACAGAAUAAAGACCUAGAAAAGGACCCCGCAGUCAACAAAUCGGCACCUCGGUGGGAGGAACUAUUGUUGGACAGAGAGACAGAGAGGGAAACUUUAAAGGAAGGAGAAGCAUGGAAGAGUGAGGAGGGCCUAUUGGAAGCAUCUGAAAAAGUUAUAGCAAAACAAAAACCUGAAGAAGAAAUGGUAGAUGGAGCAGCAUGUGUAGGGGAGUUGGAGGCUGAGAAAAUGACAGCUGAGAGAGAGGAAGUAGGGAAGGCUGGAAAAGAGGAAAUGGCAAAGGAAGCAGAUAAAGAGGUGAUGUCACCAAUGGCAGCUCUUGAAAUGACAUUUAUAUUGGAAGAAGAGGUACCUGUUGAUGAAGAAUCAAGAGAAGAAGCCAAAAUAAAUAUAGGAGAAGUGGAAAGUGAAAAUUUGGAGGCUGAGGCAGUGACAAUGGGAGGAGAAGGAAUGUCAGAAGCAUUGGCCUCUGAAGAGGCAAUGGCAAAGAAAGCCGCAGGCAGUGGGAAAGUAAAGGGAAAUGAAAUAACACAUCGAGGUGAGGAGAUGGAAGGAAAAUCAGCAUCUGAUGAGAAAGAGGAGGCAGAAGAAGCAUUAACUGGAUGUGAGGCACACAACGAGGAAGAAAGACAUGAAGAGGGCCAUGUAAUAGAGGAGUCAGGUUUUGAAGACCAGAGAGUGAUGACAGGAGAAAGUGUCGCCAAAGAAGAUGGAAGAGCAAGAAAAAAAUUUCCCAAAGAAGAAAAACUGAUGACAAAAGUAUCACUGAGGAAGGAAGGAGAAGCAGUGACUGAGAUGGAUUGUGUGACCGAAGAAAUGGCAUCUUGCUGUGGUGCAGCGAGGGCAGAACCUGCCCCUGUAGGAGAGGAAGGAACUGAACAAAGAGAGGCCAACAUGAACUACAGGAUGGGGAGAAGUGGAACAGAAGACAUCAGGGGAGAAAUCAAAUGGAAGCAAUUUGACAGACACAAAAUAGCUGGAACGGAAGUGACAGAAUCUAGAGCAGAAAAUCCACCCAGCAGUCCUGGAGGUGCAGAGCUGCUCGAAGUCCAGCUCAAAGAAGAAAGCCCUGCACAAAUAAGCACAGUGACUACGGGAGCAUCCAUUGCCGAAGAGAGAAAUGGAGGAGAAUGGUGAAAGAAGAAUGGUCUAAAGCUGGACAUAAUUAUCUUCCCUUGGAUACAAUCCCAGAAUGGGGAACAAAGACGCAUCUAAGCAAUCUCUGCAGUUUCUUCAGUGCUGUUAUUUUAGUAACAUUUUUACAAAUCACUGUAGAUUUGUACUGGUUGGGACAUUCACUCUUUCUUUAUUUUACUUUAUGAGUACCAUAACCAUCUGUUACAUUUUACUGGAGCAGCUCUAGAAUGUGCAGCAUACAACUGAAAUAGACCUAUAUAGCCAGUCUUGGAAUUAGCACUCCUUUAUAAUUAUGAAGACAAUAAUCAUAAGGAUUGUUCCACAGCUGUCAUGUAUUUUUUUGUUCUCAAAAUACACAGAGUUAUUACACUGCUUGAACUUAAACCAAAAAAACUCAGCCAGUUUGAGAUGGCUACACAGAAGGAUAAACGAUGCUUUAUGUAUAGUAAUAAAAAAUGGUUGCAAGUGGUUAUAUGUAUAGAAAAUGUGUAUAUAUCAGUAUCACUCCCGCUCUUCUACGCAGCUUGUUGCAUGCCGCUAUUCUUUGAGGUAUCAUCUUCGUGUGUGCAUGUGUCUGUGGUACCCUGUGUUUUGACUGGGGCAUUUAGGGAACACUGUAAAGUAAAUAUUAAAUUAUUAUAACAAAAAGAAACCCAGUUCCGCUUCCACGUACACAGUGCAACUCUUGCAGGAGCUAGUGAAAACUAUGCUAUGUGAUGUAGGACAGAACUACCUCCACUGGAGCACAUUCUUUCCUUGUACAUGUGUGUACAUGCACUGGAGUGGAAAAUAGAGCAUAGGCAUGAAGUCAGGACUGCAUGUGACUGCACUAGAUGGGGAGCAGCUGACGCCUGAGCAUACUGGCCCCACCAAAGCCUUAUGAGACCUAAGGUUCCCUUUUGGGCACAUGCAGUGGUCAGGAGUAGUAGCACACUGCACUUCUAAUACCUCUUAAAGGAGCUGUAAAGUAUGGUCCAUCAGACAACUUCCUGUUGCCAAACCCUGCAUUGAUCCAACCUGCAGAUCUAGGACACUCUAGAUUAGACCUGGAGGGAACACUGCAAAAAAAGCCGCAUAAACCAAAUGAAUGAGUGGCAUUUUCACUCUCUAUUUGUUUCUUAUGGGCACAACUGAACAAACUUUUGUUUGGAAGAACAUGCUUGCAUGUGUGUGUAUUCAUUCAGGGAGGGGCUGUAUCUUAAAAGCUUUCCAUGGUCUUCUGAGUUGCCUAGUUAGGAUUUGGAACCUGCACCAUGUAGCUUAAAUGGUCUAUCCCUUAGUACAAAUAGCAAAUGCCCAAAGCAGUUGUAAUGUUGAAUAGUUCU
Molecule: messenger RNA, 6749 nt
Organism: Gavialis gangeticus (Gharial)
Lineage: Eukaryota; Metazoa; Chordata; Crocodylia; Gavialidae
Gene: ERICH3
Product: glutamate rich 3
Exons: 17
Coding region: 220-5424 (1734 amino acids)
Source: RefSeq, a predicted model, not a curated record